Messenger RNA from Aspergillus heteromorphus CBS 117.55, 900 nucleotides. Its product is annotated as cell wall mannoprotein 1 family protein. The coding region runs from base 71 to 682 and encodes 203 amino acids. NCBI's taxonomy places the organism in Eukaryota, Fungi, Ascomycota, Eurotiomycetes, Eurotiales, Aspergillaceae. Gene Ontology annotation, cellular component: extracellular region. The record is from RefSeq and is a predicted model, not a curated record. The transcript has a single exon.
AAUCACUCAAGCAUUCUUCAACCCAACCAAAUCUACUCUUAAUCCUAAUAACUCCACCAACCCACCCAAAAUGAAGCUCUCCAUCUUCUCCGUCCUCACCCUCGGCCUCGCCGCCGGCACCCUUGCCGCUCCCACCCAGGUGCAGGAGCGGGACCUCCCCACCGUCACCGGCGUCCUCUCCGGAAUCGGUACCAAGGUCGACGCUCUCGGCUCCGCCAUCAACGCCUACAACGGUGGCGACGUGAGCAAGGUCCAGGCCGCCUCCAACAACCUGGUGACUGCCAUCAACGACGGCAACACCAAGGUCAGCGGCUCCGGGGCCCUCAGCUCCGGUGACGCCCUGGGUCUCCCCGGCCCGGUCAACGACCUAAAGACCAAGAUCACCACUGUCGUUAGCAACCUCGACAAGAAGAAGGCCGAGAUUGUCAAGGCGGGCAAGGGCGCCCAGACCUACAAUGACUUGACUCAGCAGAAGGCGGCUGCGAAGAAGCUAUCCGACACUAUUGUCUCGAAGGUUCCCCAGAACCUGCAGAGCCUUGCUAGCAACAUUGCCGGCGGUAUCUCCGAUGCCAUUGCUGUUGGUGUCAAGGACUUUGCGGACCAGGCGCCCAAGAAGCGUGAGGCUGAGGCUGAGGCUGAGGCUGAGACUUUCCAGGCUGCCCCUGUCGCUGUGGCUGUUUAAGGGGGGUGAAUUGAGGGUCUGCUGCCCUGAAAGUCAGGAGCUGUUCUCUUGCCUGGGCCUGGUUUUGUGCAGACGUGUUGGGGUGCAUGUAUCGGAACACAUACAUCCUUUAAUCAACACUCUACUGUCCUGGGGUGUCUGGACACCUUUGUGGUCGAGUGGCAUUCUUUUUUCCACGGAAUGGUAUUGAUCUGAUGACUUUGUGCGGAGGAACCGGU